Molecule: messenger RNA, 1335 nt
Organism: Theileria orientalis strain Shintoku
Lineage: Eukaryota; Apicomplexa; Aconoidasida; Piroplasmida; Theileriidae
Exons: 7
Coding region: 1-1335 (444 amino acids)
Source: RefSeq, a predicted model, not a curated record
AUGAUGAGGCUCAGUAAUAGAAGGUGUGUGUCUGAGGGGUUCAAAACAUUUCUGAACAGUAUACAAAGGUACAGAUUGCUAAAUAAAGACGAUAAGGAGAAACUGCUAUCUCAACACAAUCUACAGAAUGUUUCGUCCCGUGAAAUGACUGAGAUAAACAAAAAACUGGACCUUCCAGAUCACACACCAGCAUCGCACAGAGACCAAGAGUUGAAAGGAUUAGACAAUUCUGAUUUAAUAAAAAGAGAAUUGAGCAGACAAAUGAGUUCUGGGUUUAAACAGAGAAGGAUUGUAGUAAAAAAUAAGACCUUUACAGGGAGAAGUAAAUUUUUUAUGGGCAUCGAUCCUACUAAGGAACUGGAUCCAAUUGAAAUAAAAUAUGAUAUAUUCUCAUCGGAAAAUGAAACGGAAUCGUUGGUUUCAGACGUAAAAAAGGCAUCCAAAUACGAACAAGUCCAGAAAAUAUUGGAAGAAUCAAGACCAGUAUCACAGCACGUGUUAACGGAUAAUUUCAUGGAUGUGCUCUCGAGAGCAAUAGAAGAAAAUUUAUCAAACCUGGAGAGACCUGUGCUGACAAAUGAGUUGUCAGACUACAAGGCAGCAUAUGCCAUGAAGAGGGCGUCCUUGCGCAACUUACUCAUAAACAAGUGUGUGAGAAACGCAUUCGAGGAAAGUAGAGUGGAUAAGUUUAUAGAUUCUCAGAAGAGUGCAUACAGCCAGAGACUAAACGCUCCAUUACCACCUGAGGUCUUAGAGCCGAUCGCAGCAUUCAGAGGAGACGUUUACUAUUCAUUUUCGCCGAUGCAGAGACUCCAGGAUAAAUUGAAUGGAAUCAACAGGCUGAUAGACGGAAUAGCAUCAGACGAAGAAAUAGUGUCAAAGCUGCCUGAAUUUGAGAGAAAAUCUGAUUACCCAUUUGAUAACUACUACGGAUUCAAGUCGGAAGUGCCGAAUGAAGUAACAGGGUCGAUAAAAAUGGGAAAGAAACCGAACGAAGAGGCGCUGAGGUACCCGAACCUGCAGUGUGUAGCACACUCGUUGCCAAAGGACCGCAAAUACAGAACAAUAGUGGCGCACUCAAUCAAAGUGUUGGAAAGAGCGAGAGGAUGGGACCACCUGAGCAAAGUUAAGGCCAUAAAUAAGCUCGUGGAAGUGUACAAUAACAUGAGUUCGUCAAGUUACUACCGAAAAGUCAUGGAAGACUCGGUUCCAACGGAAGAUGAGAGGCCAAAAGUGGUUAAAACGCUGACUCGACAAGAAGUGUUCAAUAAAGGACUAAAGUACAUACCGUCUCUGUUCCGAAAUCAUUGGAACCGAGUGAAAAGAAAAAAUUAA